Messenger RNA from Vitis riparia (riverbank grape), 1168 nucleotides. Its product is annotated as alpha carbonic anhydrase 7-like. NCBI's taxonomy places the organism in Eukaryota, Viridiplantae, Streptophyta, Magnoliopsida, Vitales, Vitaceae. Gene Ontology annotation, molecular function: carbonate dehydratase activity; zinc ion binding. The coding region runs from base 164 to 1000 and encodes 278 amino acids. The record is from RefSeq and is a predicted model, not a curated record. The transcript is spliced from 7 exons.
ACCUCUGUCGUCAUAUUCCCACACCCUCCCAACGCUGCUCCAUUCUGUUUAUAAAAAGCCCCCACAGCCCCCUCUGAUAUAUCACCAACCUCUGAGAACUGAAUCUGAGUAUCUGAUAUCCUACCAUUUGCUUCAUCUUCCAACCACUGUUUGGCUAUAAACCAUGAAGAAACAAAGCAACCCAAUCUUCAGCUUUGGGCUUCUUCUCUUCCUGCUUCUUUUCGUGCAUUCAACACGGAUCAUAGCUCAAGAAGUUGAGGACGAGAGAGAGUUCGAAUAUAUUGAAGGAAGCGAGAAAGGGCCUAAACAUUGGGGGGAGCUGAAGGAAGAAUGGGCAGCAUGUAACAACGGCGAUCUGCAGUCUCCCAUAGAUUUGUCUAAUCAGAGAGUAAAAGUAAUCCCGAAGUUAGGCGAUCUGAAGAGGAAUUACAAGCUCUGCAACGCAACUGUUAAGAAUAGAGGCCACGAUAUCUCGCUUCAAUGGGUGGGUGAUGCUGGAUCUAUUCGGAUAAAUGGCACCGAGUAUAAGCUCCAACAAGGCCACUGGCACGCACCUUCUGAGCAUUCUAUUAAUGGCAGGAGGUAUGACUUAGAGCUGCACAUGGUCCACGUAAGCCCAGACAACAAUAUAGCCGUUGUUGGACUCCUCUACAAGACUGGUCGACCUGACAAGUUUCUUUCAAAGAUGAUGAGCAACAUAACGUCUAUGGCUGACAAAAUGGAACAGAGAAAGAUGGGAGUGAUUCAUCCCGGUGAUAUCAAGAUGGGUGGCAGGAAAUAUUACAAAUACAUGGGCUCACUCACUGUUCCGCCUUGUACCGAAGGCGUUACUUGGAUCAUCAAUAAAAAGAAAAGGACUGUUUCAAGAGAACAGGUGAAGCAGCUGAGAUUGGCUGUUCAUGACUAUGCAGAGAUGAAUGCAAGACCAGUACAACCGCUUAACCUGAGAGAGGUGCAAUUUUAUGGGCCAAAGUUUAGCACAGGAGACAAGCGUGAUUGAUAAAGAGGACAGCGAAAUCUACUGAGACCAGGGCUGGAAAGUUGUUUUUUCUCUUUGUAAACUCAAUAAUGUGGUAUUGAUUCCUCAUGUAUAUAGAGUGGAAUGCCAAUUUUAGACUCAUCAUUCAAAAAUUAAUAUGGACUCAAAUCCCUCAAUUGGCCUUAAUUU